AUGAGAGUCGGCAUUUUAAAAUUUGUUUUGUUUUCAAUCAUUAUUUGUUCUUUUGAAUAUGGCAAAAAUAGAUUAUAUUUUGUAAAUGAGAGAACCAUAUACCUUGAAAGGAAUGUAACCAAUUUUAGAAAUAAUAGGAUAUUAGCAGAUAAAGACAAGGAAUUCGAUUUAAAUAAUUUUUAUGAAUCAACUUUGAGUCUUGUAAAUCAAUUUAAUGACUAUAAUGAUGAUAAAAUAACAAAUCUUCGAAAUGCUAUAGAUUCACGUAUAAAGGAACAUAAAGAAAACAAUACAUUACCCAACUUAAAUAAUUUAGAUGAGAAAACAAAAAACCAAAUUUAUGAACUUCAAAAAGAAUUAGAAGAAGUAAAAAAAAAGCUUGAUAAUAUAAGGAAUGGCGAAUUGGCAAUACAGCCAAUGCAUGAUAAAAGAAUAACAGAGAAAGAUGAAAAUAUUUUGGGGGCUAAAAAUGAAUAUAAUGAAAUUACAUCAAGUAAUAAUUAUAUGGUAUUCCAAAUUAAUCGAAAGUUAAAAAAGUCAGAAAAAAAAAUAAUUGUGGCGUCUUUGGCAUUUAUAGUAUCCUUUUUUACGUUACUAGCAUUAGGAGGGGAAUUAUUACUAUUACUACUUAUACCGGCUGUGGGGUUUGUAUUAAAGAGCUUGUGGGAUUACGUUAAUUUGGAAUUAAAAACAUAA
Plasmodium vinckei vinckei is the source of this 696-nucleotide messenger RNA. Its product is annotated as fam-b protein. The transcript is spliced from 2 exons. Lineage: Eukaryota; Apicomplexa; Aconoidasida; Haemosporida; Plasmodiidae. The record is from RefSeq and is a predicted model, not a curated record. Bases 1 to 696 code for a protein of 231 amino acids.